ACUGCCAGCCACCGAACGACGGAGAGCAGCAGCAGCUCCGCUCCGCCACUGAUCAGCACCCCACUCGGGGAGACGGGAGAGGGGCGCGGAGUGAGAGGCAGCGCCGGCAGCUUGUGAUCAUCAGCCUUUGGGAGGGGGGGUUGGCGGGCGUCCCUGUACAGAUUCAGCGACCAACUCCCCCCGAUAGACACAUCCAUGCAAAAAAUAUAUUUCAUAUAUAACAUGCAUUAUAUUGUAUAGAAAAGAGCUACACACAUUAAGUUACACUCACGCGCGCACACACACACACACACACACACACACACACAAAUACACACCCCGAGAUCGGGGACGAGCCUCCAGCGAGCACCCACCCCCGCCCCCUCAACCCCCUCCCCGCAGCACCUCUCACACACCUGAAGAAAAGUCAACUUGAAACUCUCACAGCAUGCCGCGGAGGAAGCAGCAAGCACCCAAGCGGGCAGCAGUGUAUGUCCCUGAAGAAGAUUUAAAGACGGGAGAACUGAGAGAGGGAGAAGAUGCCAGCCCUUCUGUUGAGGAAUUACAGGGCAAUGGUUACAUGUGCACAGAAGAAGAGGAAGAGGAAGAGGAGGAUAGCAAAGGCAGCUACAGCUACCAGAAUUCUCCAGUUAGUGCAAUGUCUAACCAGGAUGUAGAGUGUGAUUCACACAUAAGUGAUACCAGUGACCGAUUGGCUGAUUUUAAAAGUAUUUCUUCCCGAGAUGGGCAAGAAAAGGAGGAGGAAUCAAAUGGAGAGACAAAGAGUGACCAGCAGAACAGCUUAGGAGCAAUGAGAGCUGUUUAUGCUAGCUUUUUGUCUGAUUCGUAUUGGUCGAGUCUAGGCUUUGACCUCAAGCAGUCAAAGGCAGAAAGGACAAGCUGCAAAAGCAGCAACGAAAGCACCAAAAGUAGCUUUGAUUGGCAUCAAGAUGCAUUAUCGAAAACAUUUCAGCAGUCAUCUUCUGGCAGACCAGUGCCUAAGCCAAAUCUUUUCAGUUCAGUGCAGUUGUACAGGCAAAAUAACAAAUUGUUUGGCACUGUCUUCACGGGUGCCAGUAGGUUUCGUUGCCGAGAAUGUAGUGCAGCAUAUGACACUUUGGUAGAACUAACUGUGCACAUGAAUGAUACAGGUCAUUACCAAGAUGAUAACCACAAAAAAAACUUGGACCCAAACAACAGUUGGACAAAGUCUCGAAAACGGGCUUUGCAGGAAAUGGAUGGUAUGCAUGAUGCCCAGAAAGUUUUAAAGUGCAUGUACUGUGGUUAUUCAUUUGAUUCCCUUCAAGACUUGAGUGUUCAUAUGAUUAAAACAAAACAUUACCAGAAAGUGCCUCUGAAGGAACCGAUGCCACCCAUUGGAUCAAAGUUAGUCCCUCCCACUAAAAAACGGGCCCAGCAUGAAGUCAACCAGCCUUGUUCACCAGAUUCAACAACUGGAAUUGCAGGGACAUUCACGGGUGAAGCACAAAAGAAUUCAAACCCCUAUGUGUCAUCGAACAAUCGGUAUGGUUAUCAAAACGGUGCCAGCUAUACUUGGCAAUUUGAAGCCUGUAAGUCUCAGAUUCUGAAGUGUAUGGAAUGUGGAAGCUCUCAUGAUACACUACAGCAGCUCACAGCUCACAUGAUGGUGACGGGGCAUUUUCUUAAGGUCACAAAUUCUGCAUCAAAAAAGGGAAAACAGAUUGUUUUUGAUCCUUUGGCUGUGGACAAAGCACAGUCUGUCACAGAAGCACCAUCAAGUGAAAUCCAACCUCUGGCACCAGUCAACAAAUUGCCUCCAGAUUCUUUAACUCCACCAACAGCUGAGGAUAACAAAAAUGAAGAAGAAAAGCAAGAGAUAGUAGAGGAAAUGGAGAAACCACCUAAAGAUAAAGAUGAUUGUAAAGGUGACAACCCAGAAAAGAUAUUUGGCUCCACACUUCAAUACCAAUACAUAAGAGAAGAAGAUCUGGAGGAGAGCUCAAAGGGAGGUGGUGAUAUUCUUAAAUCACUUGAAAACACUGUUACUUCAGCCAUUAACAAAGCCCAAACAGGGAGCCCAAGCUGGAGUGCAUAUCCCAGCAUCCAUGCUGCCUAUCAGCUUCCAGGGAUUAUUAAACCUGUGCAGCUUGGUACUCAAAUAAUGCAAGUUAAGCCGAACCUGAAGCCAAUUGCUCCAAAAGUCAGGUAUUUCUCUGUAAUUACAAGCAGCCAAAACCAAGGCAUUCCGUCCAAUAGUGACCAAAUUAAGGAGGAACCAGUUAGCCCAGUUCAUGAACAGAUUUUAUCCAAGCUGGAAGAAAACAAUAUUGAGAAAAACGAUCCAAAGUUAAAUCUUCAGUCCACCCUAACUUUGCCAUGUAAAACGGAAAGUGAGAGUCCAAUAAAAACAGAGACUGUCAGUGAUCUCCCAAAGGCAGACUCACCAUGUUUGAAGGAUGCUGAAGAAAUGAAGCAAAACUUCAAGAAUGAGCCUGCAAAAAAUGAUAAAGGAUCUCCCAAUUUUUCAUUAACCAAUGGAUGUUCUGGUCUGUCUGUCAUCACAGAUCAUCCAUCCGAACACCUUUCUGUCAGCCCACUUAGUGCAUUGCAAUCAAUAAUGAAUACUCAUCUUGGCAAAGCUGCCAAGCCCCUUAACUCAAACGUAGACCCUGUAACUAUGCUUUGUAGACUAAAUAAAAGCUUGUUGGAGAAAUCAGCUUCACCGCCAAGUUUAAUAAAGCCAUCUAAUGUUGCUGAUAGUUACUACUAUGAAAGCAGUGAUCAGCCAAUAGAUCUCACCAAAUCGAAGAGCGGCACAACCAUCCAAACAAACACUGUCAAACCUUUUACUUCAUUACCUUCCAAACAUGCUUUAUCUGAUAUUGCUGAUAUGGUAAAGGUCCUCCCAAAGGGUGCAACACCAAAACCUUCUACCUCAUCAAAGAUGACAACAGAAAGGUUAGAGACUGAUGUGAGGAGCUUUGAAGAUGUGUCAAUGGAAUUUUUACCUGUUCAGAAAAGGAAAGGAAGGCAGUCAAACUGGAAUCCCCAACAUCUUCUUAUCUUGCAGGCCCAAUUUGCUGCAAGUCUGUGGCAGACAGGAGAAGGCAAAUAUUUAUUAUCUGAUCUCGGUCCGCAAGACCGUAUGCAUAUUUCAAAGUUUACUGGACUCACCAUGACUACCAUAAGUCACUGGCUUGCCAAUGUAAAAUAUCAAUUGAGAAAGACAGGUGGAACAAAAUUCCUUAAGAAUUUAGACACAGGGCAUCCAAUUUUCUACUGCAAUGAUUGUGCCUCCCAGUUUAGGACUCCUUCCACAUAUAUUGGUCAUUUGGAAUCCCACUUGGGCUUCACCAUGAAAGAUAUGGCAAAAAUUUCUGUACAGCAUGCAAGAGGGGAGCAAGAAGUGUCUAAAGUAGCGUCUGAGAAGUCAACAGGACCAGCUGCAGCAGAUGAGGAAGUAGGCAGCAAGUUCCAGUGUAAUCUGUGCAAUCGAACUUUUGCUAGCAAGCAUGCAGUAAAACUGCAUCUCAGCAAAACACAUGGGAAGUCACCAGAGAAUCAUUCGCAGUAUGUAACUGAACUAGAGGAAGAAUAGCAUCUCAAGGGCAAAGAUCACAAUCUGCAGUCCAGGCAUCCUAAUCCAGGCGCUCUCCUGCAUCACUUCAGCUACGACAUUGAACUCCAGGUGCUCUGACCGCAAAGAGCACUCAACUCCUGCAAUUACUCUUCAUUCUCACUAACAAUUUGGUAAUGAAGUAUUGAUUUUUCAGCUCGAUUCUUAUGGAUGUUAUUAGAUUUUCAUUGAUAAACUGUGCUCGGGCUCUCUACUCCCUGCUGCUUCUCUGCGGCACACAUAACAAAGUGUUCUUUAGGGGAUAAUGGCUGGGAACAUUGAUGUGUUUAUUUCAUCAAUUGGUUACUCCUGAUGGCAAAAAAGGUACGAUUUUUCAAACUUUAAGCCCAAGUUUAAUGUAAAGAUACAAUCACAUCGGACACUAAUGUCUUUCCUGCUGAUGCUGACAUUGAAUUAUGGCUGAAUUGCGGCUGUGGCCCAUAGCACUCUCUUUAUGAAGGAAGUGGUUUGUAGCCAGUCCAGUUGUCAAUGUUGCACCUGGCUUUCCUACUCCAGUCUUAACAGCACAAGGGAUCAAUCUGUCUAACUAAGAAGAAAAAGACUGAUGAAGCAGUGAACGAGAUCCAGCCAGAGAGAAAAUAAAAACUUGUACACUGUUUAUCAUCUACUGCAAUAGCGCACAGUAUCGGCUUCUUGUGGAUAGGAACAACGUAGACAUUUUCGCUACCAGGAGGAUCAGUCUGCUGCUGUCCUUGUUUAAAAAAAUAGCCUCCUCUGACAUCCUGCAUCACACCAAGUAUGAAGGAGGAAAAAAAUAUAUCACAAGGGAGCAGACAACUGCAGUUCAAUCCUGAUAACUUUUGUUUCUACAGACAAUGUGAGCUUCAAUGGUAGAGAUUGGAGGUAAACAGAAUGAAUCUCCAUUUACCCCUGUUAAGGUCACAAGAGACAAAGUCAAAAAUGAGUGAUGCUGCAGCUAGGAGUUCAAUAAAUACCACAUAGGCACACACAUCGGGUAUUCAGUUUAUUAAACACUGCUGGACAAACAUCAGCUUUAUUAAUGUAACUUUUAUUUUUAGAAAGUUCAACUACUUCUUUUGUAGAUGCCAACCAAUCUUGUACAAGCCAUUGUUAACCUGCUGAGGUUAUGACAAUUCCCCAAGUAACAAUAUAAUUGGUAUUUAAGAUGUAUAUUAACACCCUUGUUUAUUGUAAAUCACGGAGAUCAGUCCAACUUCAUAAAUGCAGGUGCGGCUUCUAUCGAGAAAAGGAGACUCUUUCUCUUGCUUUGAUACAUGAGGCAUGUAUUCCAUUUGUGCCAUACUUUGCUAUUAAUGAUAAAUUUAAAUUAAGCUUUUUUUCAGCUUUGUCUGGUACUGUUGCAUACUUUGGUUUGAUAUCAAGUUGAAGGAGACCAGUCCAAUCAAUAUACAUGCAGUACAAAUACUGUCAGGAAAUCUUUGUAUUUCUCAGUAGAUUUCUCAUCUGUUUUCACUGAUGAAGCCUAAGGAUUAAUUUAUUCCACAGGCCAAGGGAAGCAGAUUAGUAUUGCACAAAGAUUGAAAAUCAGUACACAGCCCAUUGCUUUCCUAUCUUAGUCACUUAAUUAAAAAUGCAUUUGGUAGCCUUAAUCUAAAUUCUUACUGCAAAACAAAAUUAUUAUGAAGCCAAAAGGACCUGUUACAUGUAACUCCUUGCAACACUUGAGUCCACUGCUCACAUUUUGCAAUCUCGAAUCGAAGGCUUGCAUGGCACACAGCGGAACUCUUUUAAUCAGCUCCUUCAUGCAGCUUAAUUGUUCAGUAAGCAAGCAAAAAAUAUAUUGUUAGUUUCUCAUUGCUAUAGUUUCCUAAACCAUCAACAAUUCCAUCUAAAAAUAUAUAAGAGCCUACCAAUUUUAUCAUGUCCUUACUGUCGAAAAUCCUGCUCUGCCUAUUUUCAGGUGGUUGCAGUCUGUUUGCCUUUUGUAGAGACUAUGCAAUGGUGAGAAUUGGAUGGUUUCUGCAUUUGAUGGUCAAUCCACAGAUUGCAGCUGAAAAUCUAUUCUAGUUUCUUCCUGGGGUUGGAAGACUAUUUAUGUUGUUGAUAAACCUUAUCCAUGAAUAACCUUGUGCCAUCCCAGAGCAUCCAAGCAUUCCUCCUGCUGCCUUCUAUUUUCUUUAUGUGCAGUUCUCAAUAUAACAUGUUUUCAUAUUAUUUUGCAAGUGCUGCUGCUCUGGGGUCUCAAGAAUUUCAUGUGCAAAAAGAGCUCUUUAGUCAAAGUGAGGUUUUAGUCUGUGUUCCCAAGCAACAAAAACUUUUGUUAAAUUCAGAGGGGGACUGUGUGGUGCAGGAAGGAAAUCUCACAGUCACGUGGUCAGUAUUUCUUGCUGAAGUAAGUCUUGCUAUUGCACAUAUUGCUCAAAGCCCAUGCACACUAGGUGCAAAGUCCCAGGUAAUGACCAUUCUGUCAGAAUGGUAGUGUCUACUCCUAAUUAAUCAGGAGUGACACUGCAACAUAUUAAGACGUCAUUGUAUGUCUCAAUAUAUUGUAUUGCAUAUUUCAUCACGAACCGAUUUCACCCCACUCUUCUGGGAUCACAUUGCAAGUUUAACACGCUAAGUGUCACUUAAGUACAUUAGCUAUUGUCAUAAAAUAACUGCAAUUUUUAUUUAAAAGAUCCUAGUAGCAGAACAGAAACAACAUUCAUUGCAGAUUUUAUUUGUUAUUUACCUCAUUAUCAGAAAUUUAGUAAUAGGAAUAGAAGUAGGAUUCCCUGUGAAUGAUCUGCAGGCAAAACAGUUCCUCACAUUAAUAAAAAUCUUGGUGCCAAUAAAAAUCCCCAGCCACACUAAUAGCUGGAAGCAUGUGACUGAAGUAUCUAUCUGCAGUGUUUGAUCAGUGCAGAACAGCUGUUCACUGCCUCACUAUUCCUACAUUUAUCACUUGAACCUCUUACCUGGUAUUCUUUCAGCAGGUUUAGAAAGCCAUUAUAAUUCAUCAUUUUUAAUUAGAUAUUCCCAAAUCAUGCAAAAUGUCCUCUAACUACUUCGCUUGGCAGGUUAUCUGUAAACAUCUGAUUGCAUGCUUUAUAUUUGAAUCCUCUGUACAAUAGCCAUAUGAAAUUGAUAACAUAAUAUUAAGUCAGUCAGAGGCAGUUACAUGCAACCCCUCCCACUGGACAGAUCCCCUGGCAGUGUUCUCAUCCCACAUUUCCUGACUCCUUAUGGUGUCUGCUGGAGCCAACUGAAAUAUAAGCAUUCCUAUAUAAUUGUCCUCCUGACCAUCUGACUGGUAGCUUACUCCUAAAUAGAAAUGUGGAGAAUAGUGCAGGUUUCUGUCUGAGGCUGCCUGAUUAAAUGACAUCAAUUUUCAAACUCCUUUAACUGGAAAUUUCAUUUUAAAAUGUUUUUUUUUGUAAAGCUAAGUUGUCGCAGGUAUGUAAUAUGUAACAAUAGCAGUUGUUUAUAUGGCAUGACCACCCAGAAUUUGUACUUACUUAACUUGGGCCAAAUGGAUUAUUGCCCAGAAAUUCAUUCUCAGUUGGUUAUAUGGAAAACAGCCAUAUGCUCAAUUCCACUUCUGACUUCAAUAGAACCAAAACUUAAAAGCAGAAUAAUAUUUUCAGCUGCUGACGAAUAACACAAUUGCACUCCAGGCUGGAGAUAAGUGUCUAAGCCUUUUAAAUCAUAAGAACGUAAGAACCAGGAGAAGGAGUAAGCCAAUCAGCCCCUUGAGCCUGUUCAUAGCUGAUCCUAUCUUUCCCACAGCACUUGACUUCCUUGUAGUUUAAAAGCCUUUUCAUCUUUGCCUUGAAUAUCAGCAGUGACUCUUCCUCCACAGGUGUCUUGGGUGGGAUAGGUGAAGCAUAACCUUUUGAAAAGACAUGAGUAGGUGAGCAUAAUUGUAAAUGUCUUUUUAUUAACAUGGCCCAUUAACAAUUUUUUAAAAAUAGAGCCAUAGAGUUACACAACAUUAAAACUGGCUUUUCAGUGCUGUGAGUCUGCACCAGCAAUGAACUACCCCGAUGAAGGAUCUUGGCCCAAAGCAUUGUUUAUUCCUCUCCAUAGAUGCUGCCUGAUCUACUGGGUUCUGCCUAACACUGCACGACUCCCAUUUUAUUCUCCCAGCAUUUCAUCAGCUCCUCCCUGAUUCCACUGCUCACCUACACACCUGGGACAAAUUCCAAUGGCUAAUUAACCUACUAACGUAUGUUUCAUACUUUCAUUUCCCAAAGACAAAUGACUAUGUCUUUGGGAUAUGAAAGGAAAUGGGAGCACCUAGGGGAGAUCCACACAGUCACAGAGUUACAUGCAAACUGCACACAGGCAGCACCCAAGGUCAGCAGUAAACCUGGGCCUCUGGAACUGUGGUACUUUGCUGUUCCUUUUCUCUCAGCACUCAGAGAAAUCUCAUCAAUCCCAUUUCCCCCACUUGUGUCUCUGACACCUAUUGUUUCUCAUGAGCCCAUCAUCUCCCAUCUGACCCACAUUCCGUCCAUCUUCGGAACAAUAAUUGUUAAUAGCCAUCGAACCACCCAACCAGCAUUUCUUUGGAAUGUGGGGAGAAACCAGUGUUGUCGCAGGAAUAAGAUGUAGACUCCACGCAGAGACAGUAUCAGAGAUCAGGAUCAACCCCCAGUCACUGGGUCUAGCAUAGAUGCAGAUGAGACUAGCUUAGAUGGGAAUCUUGGUCUGCAGAGAUCAGUUGGGCUGAAGGGCCUGUUCCUGUGCUGUAUGACUCUAUGACAAUAGAGCUGUGAAACAGCAGCACUACCUGCUGCACCACUCUGCCAACCUUGUAUAUUUUUAAUGAAUGUACCUCCCUAUAGAGAACUCCAACAAAUAAUAGACUAUCAAUUUUUGAACAGUCAGAUCCUGAGAAAAGCAGAGCAAUUUUACAAUGUGGUAAAAGAGAGGCCACCUUCUUAAUGGAAGACAGAAAACUUAAAGACUUAACAAUCCAGACCACAUACUUCCAUGUGUGUAUCCUUAUGAUUACUUAUUGUGUCCCCCGUUAUUGAAGGAAUGUCCUGAACAGUUUCCACUUGAAUUAGUGUAAUGCGCGUGGCACACAGAGACUGAAAGAGGGAGAUGCCAUUUUGUUUCUUUAAAUGAGGGAGAUUUUUUUUGUUUUAGUUUUUAGAAUUCUUUUCUUACAAUUAAAUUUUGAAUAAACUUCCACUUUUACAAAGACACUGUAAUUUAAACUGCUUCCAUCUACUAGUGUUCCAGAACAACCUAAUGGUCUAAACGUAGAGACACUGUUUGCGGUCCCCAAGUCCUGUAAAGAGUUAAUGCCAUAAGUUUGCCUCAGAUUGAAUCACGAUGACAUCCCAUUGCAGUGUUUCCUUCCAUCCAUCCAAUUUAAUUGCGCAUUGUAUAUAAUUUUAAGCGCUAUCAUUGAAUCUCCACAGAGCCUAGAUGCCUCUUUACGUCUGAAGGUUAUGUGAUGCUAUGUGACCACGUUCAAUAACAAUUCAAUAAAAUCAGUCAUCGCUGAAAAUUCUGGAGCCACAAAUCUCAUUUUGCUUUAAUACAACCGACUACUGGCACAGUUAUUAUUAUAUUUCUAGUGUGGAAAUCGUCUCCUUAUCCUGUAUAAUGCAGAGUGAAUAUAGUCCUUAGGGGCAGAGAAAACCUUGUCCACUGGUGAAGAUCAAGGCGGGCAGACAGCAGAUGGAUUUGAUUGUUCUGUGUCUUGUGCAGACCUGGGGAGUAGACUCAGGAGGUUAGACAGAGAGAAACGAGCACAGGAGAAGCUCAUGGUGGGUUGUGACUGAAUGAUGCCUGACAGGAAAGCCUUUCAGUCUUUUGUAUUACAAAAUAAAUUCUGUAGCCCUCUUAAACCCAGCAUAAAAAAUCUGUCAUUCACCUCCCAGGGACUACGUCAGUCAAACUCUAGUCGGACAUAAUAGCAAAAUUGCUUUUCUCAGGGCACGCAGAGCCAGGUUCAGAAUACAAAAGUAUCAUGCUUUGGGGAGAAGGAAAAAAAAAGAAAAUGAAGUUUCAGAAAUGUCAUUCUGAGGUAAUGAGGCGUGGGCAGAAAGUAUACCCCGCGCAUCAUUUGAUAGAGAUGCUGGUCGAAAUAGCUUCAUUGAUGUGUCAGCACUCGUCUAUCAAUCAAUCAUCCAUUACACUUUGCAAGUAACAAUAACUGCAAAAGCUACAGGGCAGCUUAUAGAAUUCACUUAUGGGUAUCAAAAACAGCAGUUAAAAUGCAGUUUUGACAUGAAAAGCAUGAAGCAAGUAAUUUUUUUUAUGGCAAGAGGGAAAGAUGCACUAGACCAAGAAGCACAUUGAUGAUACGGCCGUGGUUUGACUUUAUUUAAUGUUGCAACCAGACUCAAAAAUUAAAGGUGGUUCAUUCCUUUUAUCUGUUGACCACAUAUCUGUAAAUGAAUCCAGCAGGAAAACAGCCAUACGUAGCUGAAUACCUCAUUUGUACACAGAAAGAAGAAAUUAAAACAAUAGCCUUGAUAAUCAAUUAUCCAAAGUGAAACAUAGCUCCUCUAUUAACCUAGAAACUAUUAAGUGAACAGCUUUUUGCCUUGGUUUCCAUAUGUUUUGUUUGUAUUGCAAAUCUCUCAGCUGUGUGCCAACUUGAGGGCAGUAAUUUGAUAUUUUUUUCUGGCUUACCUCCAAAGUAGAUGAAAAUUAUUAAUGUUGUACUUUAGCAGUCCUUUUGAUUACAGUUACCCAUGAUUUUGUUACAAAACACAGACUGAAAUUUGAAGAAAAUCUGCUAAACGACAAUUCUAAAUGGGUAUUUUGAAAGUAAUUGCUGAAUGUAUUUGGCCUCUCCAAAAUAUGUAAUUUCAUUUCAAUUCAGAUGCCAAGCUAUUGUUAAAUUAAAAUCUUCAACCCGUGAGUCAUCAAAUCACAUUGACAGCAAGCUCUGUUUAAAGUCAUGCCGAUGGCUAGAAGCAUGUGACUAAGAGAACCAGUUAGCCCACUCUCAUGUAUGUGCUCUGAUGUCCGUCCUACUUGCCAGCAGGUCAGUUUACAAAUAAGAUUUGAUGCAUGCCAGCAAAGAUUGAAUCACUAUGUCCAUAUUUGGAUGUAAAGAUAGAUUUAUUGAAAGGAUAAAAUGUACUUGGCAAACACAUUCAGGUCAGCUUCAAGUCUGUGUUUUGUAACUUUAAAUAAAUAACAUUUAAAGUAAGGAGCGUGACUGAUGAGAAUCAACUCUACUGACUUUUUCAAUAACAAUGCGCAUCAUUGGCAAUUUGAGAAGGCCUACGUGUUGAAAUUAGGUUAUGAUAGAUCUUUUCCCUGAGAUUCCUUUCUCUAUUAGAAGGAAAGGGAGUUGGGUUAAGAAUUUGAAUAAGCAAAGAUGCUGUACUGAACAGUAAAUGGCCAACAUCAUUGUCUGUUGUAACUAACAAUAGUCAUUUAGCUCUGUUAUUAGUAAGUAACUUUGCACUCACUUUGCCAAAAAUAUUUAUCCAAUCACACCUAGUGUCACAAUUUUGCCAGAUGACUCCACUAUCAAAUUGUAAAGAUGUUAAAAAAAAAGUUUGGAUUUCAUUAUUAGAAAUGAUAAUACUCAUCCUACUAAACUUAACCUGUUGUUGGAGUGCGGAUGUUAUCAUAAUGAUCCAGAGUGCCCUGGGAAGGUAUUGUCAUUGCAGGUAGUGUAAACCUCAGUGCAAAUGAGCACGUUCCAAUUGAUUUGUGUAUAUGAAGGUGGACUGAAGUCUGUAGUUCAGUUCUAGUCUGGAAUCUGAAUUACAGCCAAUAAAAAUACACAGCUCGUUAUGUUAACUGGUGCUGAACAGUUCUGAUUCCCAAUAACAGUAGAUUUGCAUAUGUAGAAUUCCCGGAUGUUUGACAUCAGUUGCAAGGACACACAGCCACACUGCCUUCAGCCGCCAAAGCAGGCAGUCACAAGUAGUCCAUUGAAACAACAGAAAGAAUGACUACAAAAAAUACCUCAUAAAAAAAUGUCAUAUCCUAAAAUUAAAGAGUUUAUGAAAACAUGUUACCCUUGUUCAAUUAUUAAAUUGUAUAGCAAUAUAAAUUGCUGGAUUUUAAUAUGAAGAUAAGGGAUUGGGUUUGACUUUAGGAUAAUUAAAAUAGCUGUUACCAGCCCUGGCAAGGAUGAUUAGAAUUUGCAACAAAGGAAUUCUCUAUAUGUGCUGGACUCUGAACUGAUAUCUGGAUAGUGACAAAAUGUCUGCAAAUUUAACACACAAAAUUAGAAUUAACCGCAAUAAACCAGCAGUUAAAAUCGUCUAAUACAAAUUUCUUGCUAAAAACAGUAACGCUGAGAGUAUGGAGAAAGUAUAUCUUUAUAAAUUGGGAAAAAAGGUGAUCCAAUUAGCAAUACAAAGACUACUGUGUGACAUUACCAUUCACAUUAUGUUGCCAUCUGCAGUUAUAAAGAGCCUCUAACUAUGGUUAUGUUUUUAUUUUAACCCUUACACAAUUAUCAGCUUGCAUUCAAGAAGAUUAAUUUUCAAAUAAAUAUUUUAUUUGGCUUUAAUCGGUCAUAGCAGUGCUGUAAAUUACAUCAGCAUUGGCUUGUGGAUAAAAUUGGGGAAACAACAGGACCGCAGAAACCCAUGAAUUGAUCUUUUUUUUUCUUCCAUGCUUACACAGUGAUUGAAUUUCAUACCCAUGUCAGCUUUUGAGAAUGACAGAGAACUAUAGCAAUCUAAACUUUUUGAUUGAACAUAUUAAAACUAAUAAGGACAUACAGCAAUUAGGAAAUAACUCUCAUACUUAAGCACAGAUUCUAGAACAACCAGAACCUUGUAUUAUACUAGGAGCCUUUCCAUAGAUGCAAUGGGGCAAUAAAAUGGUUAAACUGAGAACGCUUCGUAACUGUGCUGUUUAUGUAAAAAGAAAUUAGAGAUGUUCAAAAUGGCUCUCAGCAGUAAUCCUCUAAUUACUUCAUGUACACUUAUAGUUUACUCAAGUCUAAAUAUAGCCUGCUAAUACUUAUUCAGACAUUUUAUAACUCAACUGCAUGUUGUAUAUAAAUAUUCUUACCUUCAUUUUUUAAAAAAAAUCCAAUGUAUAUUUACUUGAAGCUCAAA
Molecule: messenger RNA, 12561 nt
Organism: Mobula hypostoma (lesser devil ray)
Lineage: Eukaryota; Metazoa; Chordata; Chondrichthyes; Myliobatiformes; Myliobatidae
Product: teashirt homolog 2
Exons: 3
Coding region: 428-3559 (1043 amino acids)
Biological process (GO): regulation of transcription by RNA polymerase II
Cellular component (GO): nucleus
Molecular function (GO): DNA binding; DNA-binding transcription factor activity, RNA polymerase II-specific
Source: RefSeq, a predicted model, not a curated record